GUCACUUCGCUUGCAAAAAGUGAGAAGUGUGUCCGUAACGUGGUGCAGGAUUUGUUAAAUUUCGUUCUUGUUUUCCGUUCUAAUCGUUGUUAACCAUGCCUAAAAACACGCGCAAUGGCAACUUUCGUGGGCGCGGCGGUCGCAACUACGGGGGAGACCGGUUUUACGACGCCAAUGCACCAAAACACGACCACGACGAUCGAACGGAUCGUAGCGGCGGCGAGUGGAACGACCGGAACAGAAACGAUCGCAUGACGGACGUGAAGCGGCGGGUCAGCUUCAAACCAUCGAACGGUGGCCGUGGCAAGGGGCGCAUCACAGAAAACCACCUGCGGGCGCACAUGAACGAUGACGAUGAGGCGAUGGGUGGCGACAUGUUCGACGGGGGCGAUCUUCGCGUGCGCAUGAACAAUCGCAACUUUGAUCGGCAGCGGCGCAGCGGCUCGCCGAUUCCUCGCGGCGUACCGCGUGGUGGCGGUGGUGGUGGUGGCGGCGGCGGCAAUCAGCGCAAAAAGUUGCUCCCGAACGCACCGUGGUACGAGGUGCGGAUACCGUACGGCAACAAGUACGAGAAGGAGUUUAUUCUUCGCUCGAUUCAGCAAGCCAUCACGCCGCAGAUGUUCAUACCGCUGUACUACAAGGCGAACGAGUCGGGCGCCGUGUUCUUUGUGGAGGACUUCCAGGCGGCCGAUGCGAUCAUGCGGGCCAACCGCAGCAUUCAGACGCCCGAUGGUCGCCGGAUGAUACUGGUGGUGCGCAACAACCCGCCGCCGACGCAGGUGAACGAGCAGCUGAAGAUGCGCAUGAAGCAGGCCAUGGUCAAGCGCUACAACCCGCAGACGAAGGGACUGGAUCUGCAAAAGUUCCACGCCGAUCCUGACCUGAGCGACAUCUUCUGCGCACUGUUCCGGCCGCAAAUUAUGCUGGCCGCGAUCGACAUCAUUGCGGAGCACAUACCCGAGAUAGAGGCACUGAAUCUGAACGAGAACAAGCUGUACAUGUUGGACCAUCUGAAAUCCAUGACUACUAAGAUGCCACAUCUGAAGGUGCUCUAUAUGGCCAGAAAUCGGAUACCGUACCUACACUCCUUGGACAGUCUGAAGGGGCUGAAGCUGUUGGAGCUGAAUUUGCUGGAAAAUCCGCUGUGCAAGCACUUCGACGAUAACACAGCCUACGUCAGUGAAGUGCGCAAACGCUUCCCGAAGGUUAUCAAGUUGGAUGAUAUCGUUCUGCCGCCCCCAAUCAGUUUCGACGUGCCGGAAGACGAUACGAAGCUGCCGGAGGCGAAGGCCUCGUUCCUAUGCGACACAUCCGGUGCCGAUCUGGUACGGCAAUUUUUGGAACAAUACUUUACCAUCUACGAUUCCGAUAAUAGGCAACCGCUGCUGGAAGCCUACCACGAGCACGCAAUGUUUUCGCUGACGGUUAACACAACCUACCAAAGCAAUCAGCAAAAGUUGGGUGCGUACAUAUCCGGAAGUCGCAACAUUAAGCACAAGACAGAUCUGGACUCUCGCUGUCGGUUUCUGAAGCAGGGACGACUGCAGGUCGUAUCGCAUCUGUCCUCACUGCCACCAACCAAGCACGAUCUGACAUCGUUUGCCGUAGAUCUAACCCUGUUCACGCCGCACAUGCUGCAACUAACCGUCACGGGCGUGUUUAAGGAGCGCAAGGGCAGCGUCAAUAUGGAGCAGAUACGAUCGUUUCAGCGUACGCUCGUGAUCGUACCGUCGAACGGUGGUUUCUGCAUACGCAACGAAAUGAUGCACGUGAACUCGGUGACGCGGGCUCAGGAAAACAAAGCGUUCAAGGUGGCAGAAAACGGCAUGCCGCAGCAACAAGCGGCACCACCGGCCGGCCCCACCGUACCGGCCGUGGUCGGUGUGGCCGCGACUGUCCCGCUGGUGCCGGACGAUAACACCAAGCUGCAGAUGAUACAGGCGCUGUCGGUGCAGACCAACAUGAACGCCGAAUGGAGCAAACGCUGCCUGGAGGAAACUAACUGGGACUAUCCGCGUGCCGAGUUUGCGUUCACCGAGCUACACAAACAGAACCGGAUACCGCCGGAAGCGUUCAGAACGAAUUAAACCAUUUUUGUUGUAGGCGAAUGUAGCGGAAAGUAAUUUCAAUCAUAAGUUAGUUUGUUUUAAGGGUUAGCAGACGUUAGCAGACAAAUUUGGCCGGUUAUUACAAUAGGUUUUAGGCUUUCUCGUACAGAUCACGCGUUGUACUUUUCCCGUUAAUUUUUUUUUCUUUCUCCCUCACACACACACACACACACACACGCAGCCCAAAGUAGUGCGCCCCGGCAAGCAAAUAUGCGUUGAGUUAAGGAAGAAAAAAAAACCCACAAAAACAACAUAUUACACGCACUUUGCUCCGGCCGGAAAACGCACUACAAGGUUGCUCGUUAGCUACACAUAUUUUCGUUGCCCGAAGCGCAAUAUCUCAUAGAACAUGGUUCGCGUAAGAUAUUGUACUUCGGAGCAAUAUCGGAACAAUAUUGUUUUGUCUCUCAACAACCCGAACGUGACGAGCAAAUGUUGGAAAACAGAUUGUUUGUAUGAACUAUCCUAAAAAAAAAACAUUCACCUUACCAGCCAGUCACGGUGAUAGGAACGUUUUUACUCUCUACGUUCCAACGUAAUAUGUCCGGAACAUUGCAAUCAUGUCGCAACGAGUUUGCUUUUCGGUUUCUCCUAUCCUAAGAUGUACAGAAUGUUGAUUAAAAAUUCACAAUUUCCACAUAUUUUUUAAUGCAAGCCAGCAAUUUAUUCUCAUCACAUCACGGUGUGUAGUGCGUUUGUUUCGGAGAGCGUAGCUUUGUUAGUUGUAGACCGGUUGCGUCAUGAUUACCAGCUAGGACCUGAACACCGCCACAGACCCAGGUAGUCAAGGUUGAGCUUUGAAUUUGCGUCUGUUCUGACAUUUUUCAUUCGACUGGAAAGCAAACUGUGUUAAUGUUUAUAAUAUGCCUAACAAAAUUGAACCUGAGCUUUUGAGGACUUUUAUUUUUAUCUUUUUAUUUUGAGUGUAUUCAAGCAAUUCGUUAGCGGAAAAGGUAUAUGAAUUUUAACUACGGCACACACUACAUUGUACAGCUUAAUUAGAACGAAGAUGAAUGAGGGUGAAUAUGAAAAAAGUAAUAUAAAUAAUACAUGGUAAUUCUAGUAAUGACAGAAGCAAA
Messenger RNA from Anopheles merus, 3187 nucleotides. RefSeq names its product nuclear RNA export factor 1 (gene sbr). The transcript has 7 exons. The coding region runs from base 96 to 2087 and encodes 663 amino acids. Lineage: Eukaryota; Metazoa; Arthropoda; Insecta; Diptera; Culicidae. The record is from RefSeq and is a predicted model, not a curated record. Gene Ontology annotation, molecular function: RNA binding; protein binding. Gene Ontology annotation, cellular component: cytoplasm; nucleus. Gene Ontology annotation, biological process: poly(A)+ mRNA export from nucleus.